Molecule: messenger RNA, 315 nt
Organism: Ilex paraguariensis (yerba mate)
Lineage: Eukaryota; Viridiplantae; Streptophyta; Magnoliopsida; Aquifoliales; Aquifoliaceae
Source: the annotation of a GenBank genome assembly
AUGCCGUCAAAUUUCCUUAAUGUGUCAUAUCACUCCUUGAAUGCCUGUGAACGCCUUAUCCUCCUCGAAACUGAUCCGAAGGAAUUGAGAGACUACAGCAUUCUCCUUUACCAUUGUGGAUUUUAUGAGGAAUCACAGAAGUACCUCGAGUUGUAUCAGGAAACAAAGAAACAAUCAUCUGAUUCAGUUGGCGACUUACAGGAAGAUGCUGUGGAGAAACUGAUGACUCGCCUUAACCUCAUAUUGAUGGAGGAUGGUUGGUCUAGGCCUUCAUCUGCUAGAAGUUUCCUCUGCAACAACUCUGACCCAUGGUAA